Microplitis mediator is the source of this 2728-nucleotide messenger RNA. Its product is annotated as protein roadkill-like. Gene Ontology annotation, cellular component: cytoplasm. Bases 605 to 1657 code for a protein of 350 amino acids. Gene Ontology annotation, biological process: regulation of proteolysis; proteasome-mediated ubiquitin-dependent protein catabolic process. The record is from RefSeq and is a predicted model, not a curated record. The transcript has 2 exons. Gene Ontology annotation, molecular function: ubiquitin protein ligase binding. Lineage: Eukaryota; Metazoa; Arthropoda; Insecta; Hymenoptera; Braconidae.
GAUAGCACAGUUUGAUUAGCAAAAGUUUUCUUUGCAAAAGUUUCCUCGAAUUUUUCGUCAAAUGUCCGUCAACUUCGGGCUUUUCCGUUUUUGACGGCAAUUUAUAUACAAUUUUACGUAAAUUUACUACCCGAAUUAGAAUGCAAAUUGUCUUCAAAAAUGGAAUAGCUUAAAGUUUGGCGAAAAAUUCAAGAAAACUUGUAUUAGGGUUUUUUGUAGUAAAGAAAUUUACUUCUAAAUUGAGUAAAAAUUGACCGCAAAUUUUAAUUUUCAACUUGUGCUGUCAAAUUGUCGGCGAUUCGGGCAGUAAAUUUUGGGAAUUUCAAUUGUCACAUUACUGUCAAAUAAGCUAAACUGGCUGGAAAAAUCGUAUUCCUCGUGGCAAACAGCAAGUUGACAAGUCACAAUAGUAUCCAUUCAUUCACCCAAGUUAUUCUUGGUAAGCAGAAGCAACAGAAGGGUGGCCAAGGCGAGUAAACCACCAUAGUUAUUAUUACUUUUUACUGUAAUCUCAUUGUUGAUGUGCAUUAGAAAAUUACAUUAAUUGUGUUCAUUGCAAAAAAAAAAAUAAAAGUUGUAUUAAUUAAAGUCGUGUCAAGUUAAGAUGCCUAUCAGAAAAAUAGAACCUAACGUUCACAAAACUGUUGAUACAUGGGUAAUAAACAACAUAAAUCAACUGAUUGAUAGCGUAGGCCACGGCCUGUAUGAGAUGAAACCCAUCACUGUGGAUCAUGAAUUCUCAUCAGAAGUUAGAGGUCAAGUCAGCACGUGGAAGGUCCAGUUGAGUAUAAACUCUAAAUCUCUAUCCGGACUGGAAUUAUUAUUCACGCCUAUAAACGGAGUGCAUAAUGUCACCUGUAACUUUUACUUGGUUGACAUCGGCAAAAAUCAUCUGUUCGUUGGACGAAGUAACGAGAGAGCCAAUAUUCAAGAAGAUAACUAUCGCUCGCAUUUCGGCGUUUCUAUUUGUCUCAAUACAUUGCGAACAAAAGAAGAAUUGUUUCCAAAUGAUACCAUGACACUGCACAUAGAACUCUUAACUUACUUGGAUGAUAAUCCUACAUUUCCUUUUCUAAACUUGGUUUCAACUAAAGUUCUAAAUGUCGAUUUACCAAGUGAUUUCUUGAAGUUAUAUAACAGUCGGCAAGAUAGCGGUGAUGUUAUUAUACAGGUGCAGAAUAUUGAAUUUCCAGUGCAUAGAUGUGUUUUAGAAGCAAGAUGUCCUGCAUUGUACGAAGAUGUUGCUCGUUAUCAACAAACACCUGGCAGCAGUAACAGUAUUGUAUUAACUGUUGAGGAUAUAGAUCCAGAGAUAUUUAAAAGAGUUGUAGAAUACAUCUAUACUGACAAGGUCAAUGACCUAGAUGAUCAUUCAGAGUAUUUGCUAGAAGCUGCUGAUAAAUAUAAAUUAAAGAAGCUGAAAACAAUGUGCGGAAUGUCGCUCAUCAGAAACUACCUUACUUUCGAAAGUUCUUCUGAGCUGUUAGAUUUAGCUAUUCGUUGUAACAUUGAAGGAUUAAAAUUCGCCGCCAGGACUGUUUCGGGAAGUAAAGAGGAUGUUAUAGUCAGUAGUGAUACUCUACCUUAUUAUAACUUCGAAUUCAGUCAUUCAUGGUCCGCAAUUUACGAAGUCAAAAGUCGUAAUUUUUGUUCAUAACGAUAACAUUUUUGGUCAUGAAAAUUUUUAUUAUUAUAAAUUAAUGACUGAUUAGGGGAGCCCCGGUCACCUAAGAAAUAAACCUUCAAAAUUUUUCGAAUUAUCCUUAUUAGAUCAUAAAACGGUCGUUAUCUUAUUCUAUGGAGUAUAGAGAACCAAAUACACAUACUUAAAAAUGAAAGUAUAAAAGUAAAUAGAAAUAUUUGAUGAAUUAAAAAAAUUGUAAGUUUGACCGGGCGACCCGACGUGUCAUUUGGCGGGUCAUCCCGGUCACUGUUAAUUUCAAAUCAAAAAUUAAGAAUCUAAAGUCGUAUUGCUGAAAUUUCAUCAAAUUAAAAUUUUAUUUGGUCAACUGAAACUUAAGAAGUAAAGAAAAAAAUGUAAAAUUAAUAAUUAACAUUUAACUUUUUUUCCGUUUUCCGUACUCGCUUACGAGGUAUCUAUAAUUUAUUUAUUUGUCCACUAAUAUUGUAACAAAAAUGUUACGAUGUUGUAGAAGAAAAUGCCCCUGAUGAAUAAAAAAAUUUUUAGCUUAAAUUUCAAGAAAGCUUACCUUAAUUGAUUAAUUGCUUAUUGAAUAAGAUAUUGGUUAAUAUUUUUAUUAAACAAACACACGAAUUGUCAGACAAAAAAAACAAGUGAAUGAAUUGACCGUUGUGACCCCGUAACUUUGAUCGGUACGACCCCAACUAAUUUUUGAGAAAAUAAACUGAAUUUAAAAAAAAAGGAUUGAAAAUUAUACUUUUAUAAAAAAUAAAAUGGAGGAAGAAAUGUCUGUAGAUUAUAUACAUAUCAAUUAUAAGCUCUUUUUUUUCUUGUAAAAUAUAUAAAAAAAACCUUAUGAUGUCCUUGACUUUUUGAUCAAAAGUCGAUCAAUUUUUUAUUUAUUAAUUAUUAUUAAUAAGUAAUUAAUUUUUAACGUUAGGGCUCAUUAAUUACCUCUAAUUCAAUGAGAGUAUAAAAUAAAAUUAAAUUCAAAAUCUAUUAUAUGAUAGACUUUUCAAAAUUUGGGUGAUUAAACUUAACUUCUGUUUGCGUUUCUUCAUUGCUGCUACAUCCUUGAAUGAAAAC